Molecule: messenger RNA, 10991 nt
Organism: Amoebophrya sp. A120
Lineage: Eukaryota; Dinophyceae; Syndiniales; Amoebophryaceae
Source: the annotation of a GenBank genome assembly
AGAAAAAGGAACAGUACAAGAUGAACCAGCGACCAAAGACAUGAUUCUUGAGUGGCGUAUUUACACGUAUAAUUAGCAGUUGUAUAUAUUUUUGAAGAAUCGUAGGCGUCUUCAAGUUGUACCUUGUGAGACCCCAGCAAAGUUGUAUCGGAACGGACCACCCCAAUUUCAAUCAUUUCUAUAGGCUCUGUUUCGCGGUAGAGCUAAAAUGUCAAUGUCUUCAUGUAGCAUCCUGAGCGUCGUCGAGAUAACCAUAAGCUCCAACUCUCCAAUGUAGCCCAGUUCUUCAAAGUACAAGAACACGACCACGAACGCGACCAGUUGAGGCGACGAACCUUUAUUUGGAGCUACUUCCUACUUCCUCCUUCCUACUCCUCCCCAGCGAACAAAAACAAUCCGAAGCAACCGACACCGAGUACAACACUGGUGACGCCGGAACGAACGGUCUGCUGAAGCUGCAGUGAAAAUUAUACGACAGUACCGUAUUUAGCGCGAGGACCACCACCUCUACUAGUUCUAGAAGCCUGGGAAGAAGAAUUACAGGAUGUCCGCUUCUACUUCCAGCUCGAGCAUCUACGAUGCCAUCAAGGCACAAAACCCGUCCUCCACGCUCCUUCAGGAGAAUAUGGGAGUGUCAGGAUCAAAAUCAACAAAAUCGAAAUGAUCUGCAAUGCAUAAAAUGCUACGCAAAAACCGACUCUGUUGCAGAGGAUGCAAGGAAGGCGGAUUGUAGUCCUGGUAAGGGUUCAGUGUUGGGCUGCAGACUAGCAUGAGAGAAGGCAGCUCUUUUGCCCUAAGCCGCAUGACAAAUUCGUUUCCAGGACGGGUGGAAUUUGUCAUGCGCCGACUACAAACUGUGGGUCUAACUGGCAUUGAUUUUGUGCAUCACAAGUUUUUCGAUUUUGUCAAUUUCGAUUCUGACACUUCCAUAGAGAAGGCGGACCAAAUACAAGCGUACGGAAACCAGAAGUUGUACCACCAGCUCGUCUAUCCUGUGGAAAAGUGUCGUAAGCUUGUACGCAAAGAUUGCAGUACUUAUGUGCAUGACAAAGCUGCUUCCUAAAGGCUAAAGUAGCAUGACAAGUUCCAUUUGUAGUGCUGACGAAGUUUGUAAUGCAAUUUGUACUUACAACUACGAUCACGAUGCUUGUUUUCCACGUCAUACUGUCGAGACGGUGUUCGAGUUGCUACCGCUGCUCACCGAGAAACUGCAGAACGACCUGGUAGAAAAGGAGAUCAAGCCGAUCGCCGGAAAACUGAACCCGGUGCGGUACAUAUCCCGUUUAAAAGCGUCCCCGCCCCAGAGUUGUCAUGCAGAUUUGCAACAACAGAAACAUUUGCCAUGCGCAUCCCCAUGAGGGGCAUUUUCCAUCGUGUUUGCGAGCAUUUGUAAUGCGGUAAACAGAAUAAAGAGAUGGAUUUGUGAUGCGGCUUUCCUUGCUGACCCGCACUACAAUACAGGAGGGGGAAGUUUGCCAUGCGCGACUCGCAAAACUGGUGGAUUUGUGUUGCAAAGUGCCCAACUUGACUACGGGGUGGGGACGUUUUUCCUCAGGAUAGCACAUGGAAUUAGUCGGAAUUCUGCUCAAGGCCAAACUGUCGACGACGAAUCCCCCGAAGCAGGAGAAAGACAACCUGCUCGCCUGGCUCGCGGACCACUUUCAGCCCUUCGACAUUUUGCCGAAGAGACAGCCCGAGCCGACGUCCUAUGGAAGCGUCAGGAUCGAAAUCGUCAAAGUUGAAAUAAUCUGUGAUGCAGAAAAGCGAUACAAGCUGAAGCCCAGUUUGCAAGUGGCGCAUGACAAAUUUUAGGAGCAUGGAAAUCCAGUUUGUCAUACUGUUUGCGUGGAGAAGAUUGCUUUUGUCAUGCUAUCUUAGCAGCUCUACCUCACACCCCAAACAGGCUGAUAAUCGGCCUCAGUUGCCUGCUCUACAAGACAGGCCCUUUGCGCCUAGCAUUUUAUGCAUCACAAACUAUUUCAACUUUGACGAUUUCAAUCCUGACACUUCCAUACGUUCAGCACAACGACUACAACCGGAGACAAAGAUGGGAAAGACAAAACUGCUAUCCACCGGUGCAAAAAUACGAUCGUACCGUGCUUCCUCGUGCAAGGAACUAUUGCAAAAUAAACUGCAUGACAAAUAAAGUGUAGUUUUCAACGACAACGUUUAUAGCAGAAUCUGCAUCAGAAAGUCGUGGUCCUUUUUUCAUCUAUUUCAACAUUCGGAAGUUUGUCAUGCUCAUGCAUUUGCAUGAAUGUUGUGCUUUAGCUUUGCUAAGCUACAUCAUAACGAUUACAAUCAGACGGUCGUACCUUAACUUUUGCAAUGCAUAUAUGGCAUUCUCAAACGUUACAUUCUCAACUGUUACAUGGAUUUGUCAUGCAUAACUACCUGAAGCCGCCAGAUAAUCAAGCGGCUACGCAUGACAAAUCCCGGAGGGCUAAACAGCAUGUAAAUCUGUGUGGAAUUUGUCAUGCAAAAGGAGCAAUCUUCCCCCUUUCAUUUUUGCCGUUCUUGCAUUACAGAUUCAUGUAACAGUUGAGAAUGUAACAUUUGAGAACUCCAUAGCAUAAGUGACAAGGAUGGGGACAAGAAGAUGGAGGACGCCGCAAAGCCGACGUCCUUUGCGGCAAAGAAGAUUGGGCAGCUAUGAACUGCAAAAGUAUCGUACUCGUAUAAAUGCAUUACAAAUUUCCUCAGCACGUUGAGAAAUAAAAUUUGUAAUGCGGAUUUGCCUUCAGAAAAAGAUUUGUAAUGCAAGACUUGCAUUUAUACGAAUAGGAAUACGAUACUUUUGCACAGGAUAGCAGCUGUCGCACUACAACAAGGCCGCGGAGGCGGAUUUUCUGGACGCCCGGGCCCUGCAUCUGUCCCUGAAAGCCUCUGUGUUGCUACGCAUUGCAAAUUUAUCCUUGGCUACUUUGGAAAAGGAAACGCCGCCCAGAACAAGACGAGAUUCCUUUUUCAUCUUUUCACGCAUGACAGAUCUGGAGGUUACAGAAACCGCGCAUUACAAAUUCAAUAUCAUGACAUAGAAAAACUAAAACAAGGUAUUUGCAAUGCAUAGCUAGUGAGCUUCAACGACUUGGAAGCAGCAAAAGAAACCGUCGCCGACGAGCUGAACUAUGCUAUUGGAAAACUGCCUUCGAUCGACGAUUUCGAUUUGUCUACUGAUUCUUGGGCAUUGAUUCAGGAUCAGCAUAUACAAGUUUAUUUCUUUACCUGUGCUUUUGCCGGUAAAUGAAAAUGUAAUAAGCAAAUAUAAAGAAUUUCAGGACAUCUACAUCACAAAUAGCUCCUGUUUGAUUACCAGAGCAAUUUUUGCCUUGCAAAUUCAGACCCAGAUCGAGAUUGAAUAUCGAAGGAAUUUUACCCUAGCAUACCAAAGACGAGCUCUUCAAGUACCGGGUACCCGUCAGCGUGAAGCCACGAGUUUUAUGCAUUGCGAAUUUGUGGAUGUGGCGAUCAUUCUCCGACAGAUGAACAUUUUGUCAUGCAAAACUGGCGUACGACUGGGACUGCUGUGCUCUUUGUAGCACGUGCACUUGUCACCGCGACUUCUACUUUUUUGCCCUCUCGGGAGGUAAUUGUUUCAUGAAGCGUAUUAGCACCAGCAAGAAGUUGGGAACUGUGUUGUGACUGAAAAAUUUGAAUUUGCAUGAAAAAUUAUAUAAUUCAGAGCAGCUCGUCGACACAUCAAUUAUUUCCUUUCAUAAGGCUUCGCUUGGUUUUACAAGAGUCAGAUGCUGGUCUACCACCUCGCGCAGGACAGUUCCAAGUAUAGUGAUUGUUCUUUGUGGUCGUGUAAGUACUACGUUUGUCAUGCAAAAUUUGCAUUCUAGCAAGGCUCUAGUACCAGAUAGGAGAAUAAAAAUGCACAUGGAGAUGUGUUAUGAUGAUGAUCAUUUUGCAUCGGGAAUUAAGAAAAAGAUUAUAAGAUUGAUCACGAAGCUCUUUAGACGACGGGCAUUGUAGUUGUAGAACAAGAAGAUAGAAUGACAAGUAGCCCUUCAAAUUGCGAAAAGAAACAUCACACAAAAUCCCCACUCACACAGGUACUAUGCCGCGGGUGUGAACUACCUCCGGUACACUCCCUUGUCCGAGGUCGAUUUCCCGCUUGUCGACCUGGCCGUCAACCUGGGCAUUGCCGCACUAGUGGCCCUAUGCAUUGCAAAUAUAUUCGAAUCUGGGUCCUCUGGGAGGAGGCCGCAAACUUGUGAUGCGGAGUCUGAAGUUAGUAGAGAAAAAUCUGUCUUGCGGACUUCUCAGCAAGAUGAGGUGUGCGCUUUUCCUCGUCUCCACCCGAAGAGGAAGAGGGCAUUAUUUCAUCUGAUGCAGGAUGGCAAGGACAAGGAGAAGCCUCCGGUGCGGAUGAACUUGUCAUGCUCUGCUUGCGUUCUUGCAGUUGCAGACCCGGCUCCAGAAAUAAAUUCGUGACCAGUUGUUUCUGCAGUCUUCCAGAGGACCCAGAUAACCUAUUUGCAGUCGAUACGCCCCGGGGGAAUACAAUUUUGGGCAGUUGCUCGGAAUGGAUAUCGUACGAAAAAAGUGUUUCACUGUAAGGAUGAUGCAACUUUUGCAUCACAAGUUUAUUCUACAUCACAGAGAAAAUUUGCCAUGCGAGGUUCCUACGGGAAAACACAGCUAAAAAUCCAUUGUCUUGCACGUGUAGCAAGACAAAAACUUCUCAGAUACACUUUCUGCAUCACAAGUUUACAGUGAAGCAGUUUUUUCUUGCGAUAAUGGAUCUCUUAUAUCCCAUGUGAAGAUCGAUAACUCCUCAUCGACGACGCCCUCAAAACUACAUGGCAUCCUUGCAUUCAAAUCAUUUGUAUUGGGAAAGCACUGCAAGCAGCUCAGCAGCAUUACAAAUUCCUUUUGCCGUACUUCUCUACGCAGGAUAUCAGGUUUAGGUGAGCAGUCGUGGUGAUAUGUCUAUGCAUGACGACUUGGGGCAGUCGAUGGAGAUGAUAAUUUUCCAAAGCACAAUCGUCAGCACGACCUGAUCAAGAACCAACUCUGGAUCUACGACCUGCUGUACGCCUUUCAGGGUAUCCAUGGAUGAAAACUGAAAAUUCGCGCAUAUCAUUAGCCUGAUGGAGUCGAAAACAAUAACUAUUUUUGGCAGCGCUAGUAUGCUUCCGGUCAUAUCUACUACGCUGUGAAGAGAAGAAGUGCUUCAUCAUCUAUGAAAAAUACCUCGUCUUGUUCCGCUUGAUACUGACGAAAUAAAAAACAGAAUUGCAUGCGCCGCAGUCCCAUAGAAGGACAAGGAAUCGGAAGCAUGCCGUCGUAGAUUUGUAAGUUGUUAUUGUUUCUUGUGUUCCACAGCAAAUGAAACAGACUAGCUACCGAGCAGAGCUACUAGUACUACCUUUUUUGCGAACAACGAAAAGGAGCAUGAAGCAGCAGUAUCAUUAAUUAAUAUUAAGAUAUUAGAUGCAUGACAAACACAACCAAUGUAGAGCAGGACCAAGCGCAAACAUCCUCGGUCCAUCAUCUCAGGCUAAUAAUAUUGUGCUCGAAAAUAAUUUUUCACAGCUUCAUACCGGAGGGAAAAUACGAGCUCUACGACGCUUGUCAGAAAAAGUGGGCGGCUGAGGUAAGAAAGAAAUUUUGAUUUCGCUUGUAGCUUUGACUUUAUCUGCUCUAGUUGUAGUGUGUGCAGCAUGUAGUACUCUUUCUACUCUAGUAGACUAGUGUUGAAAACAGAGAUCACGACUGAGAAGUGUCAUGGCAAUAGUACUCUUUACUCCCUAGUAGAGGUAGAGUGAAUAUGUGAUGCAUGGUGCGCUACAUGUGUAGUUCAAGUUCUUGUACGUCAUGUGUUUCUAUCGUUUUUAUUUGAUCCUAUCACGACAGAUUAGCAAGGCGAGUAUUUUGAAGGAGAAGGAGGCGGAGAUUUACGAAAAAUUCUGGUAUCCAGAUUGAUCAGAAUUUGUGUGGAUGAGUCGAAAACUCGGAGUCGGGAUUUGCAUUGCAGAAAGUGAAAGGCGGCCGCCUUGGGUGUGAUGCAUGUGCAUGACAACAUGCAACUUUGUCAUGCUGCUAAACUACAGACACCAUGCGGUUGCGGACGUUGUGCAGGUCAAUUUUAUUACUGAAUAGAAAUUUUCUAUUUUAUCACUGAAAAGAAAUUCGGAUAGUUUUUCAGUGCUUUUCUGAAAAGCAGUGAAAAACUAUCCAAUUGGACAGCAUGAAGCCCGCCUGUGCCAAAAGUCAGAGUGAAAUACAAAAAAUAAAUUCCGUCCGGGAAAAUAAAGUUCAUUCAGCAAAAAUUUUCAAGUCCAUAUUUCCUCCACUGUCCUGAUGGAGUUCGCGUUCCGGCAGCCGAAGGGGAUAAGCAAGUGGAAAAUCACAGUCUCACCGUGCCGGUGGCCGUGGAAUAUGAUUUUUACAGAGGAUGAAUUUUUCUUGAAAAUGCUUGUUGCUGUUGACGUUUAGAACAGUAGAGAAACGGAUUUCUGCCGAGCGGCAUUUACCAUUUCUUUUUAACUAAUAUCUAUGCGCACAACCCCCACAUUCAAAAGUGCCAAAAAGAGAAUGACACGAAGUACUACACUAACUCUCGGGCUACUGCUACGUAUAACAAAAAAACGUAGUCACUCGCAUGACAAGUUUCAUCUACUUCACCCAAGCAGCUGCACGGAGCUGCUGCAGACUGCUGGGUGAGACUGCUGGUUUUCCACAGGGAUAAGCGAAGCGUACGAUCCAGCUGAACGAUAUGGAAGCCUCAGAAAAAUGAUCCUCAAAGUGGAAAUAAUUUGUGAUGCAUGAAAUGCGACACCAAAAAGACUGCAUUGCAGAGAACGCAAUGGAGGCCGACUAUUGUGCUUCUACGGGCUGCCGAUUAGCACGAGAGACGGGCACCCAUUUUCCGAACUAGCAUGACAGACACGUUUAUUUGAGUGCUGCCCGGGAUGUUUGUCAUGCGCCGACUAGAAAUGGUGCUUCGACUGUAGUCGUUUUCUUGCAUCACAAAUUUUAUUCACUUUGAGGAUUUCCAUUCUGAGGCUGUCAUAAACGAGCUGCGGAAACUGAUCCGGGUGGAAGACAUCGAGACCCUGCUGAUCAACGCGAUGUAUCCUGUGGAAAAACGUCCACACCCCGCCAGAUAUAAAGUGUAAAAGUGUCUGGGUGUGGAAGAAUGCAACUUGUCAUGCUGCGUCUGCAUUAUCCAAAAAUCUGUAUUGCAUGAACAGCAAAAGUAGAGGUCUGGCUUUGGCCCCGGCGAGAGGGCAUUUCUCAUGCGGUAUAGGCAUCAGAAAGCCCUCUUCACAAGAUCUGUGAUGCUAAGGCAUGCAUCGCAGACAUCAGGAGUCAUGCAAAAUGUGCAUGACAAACCUUGCAUCCUUCCAGACCCAGACAUUUUUACAGUUGAUACCAGAGUUGCCAUGCUGAUUUGCAGUUCUUUCAGAAAUAAUAAUGAUUGUAAUGCACACCUCCCAUGAUGAUCAUGAAGAGGGGCAUUCUCUAUCGUGUUUUGGAAUUUGUAAUGCUGGGAACAGGAGAAGGGAAUGGAUUUGUGGUGCGGCUCUCCUUGCUAAACUGCGCAACACUAAAGAGAUGAACUUGUCAUGCGCGACUUCCAAAACUUGCGGACUUGUGUUGCUAAGUUCGCAAUUUGGCUAUGGGAUGGGAACGUUUUUCCUCAGGAUGCGAUGUGUGCGGAUCUCAUCAAGGGAACGAUCGACCAGGUGGAGCAGAUAUCAAAUGCAAAUACCUCUCAGUCUAGAAGAUGUAAUGCUAUGUUGUCGUGCUCGUCUCACAUGAGUCUUGAAUCUGUAAUGCGUGAGCAGGAAAUAUAAAGCCUUUCGCCUGUCGUGCAAAAAUUUAGUUUGUCAUGCGGAAAGCGAAAGCGAAACGCAAAGGAGCCAUCCAGAAACUUGUCAUGCGUGGCUGCGCAUUGCAGUGAACCCACCAUUUUUUGCUAUCCAGCAUCACAAGUUUCCUCCAGACCCGGACAUAUUUGCAUUCGAUAGCAGACCUUCUCUUACCACUACGUCAAGCCGCGUGUGCUGGAUAAGACGAGAAUCCACGACCUCGAGAGCAGGGUAAGGGUAUUUUUGAAGGAUAGUACUUUAGCUACAUCUUUAUUCCACGAGGACCUCCGCCCUCUUGUUCGUGAUGCGUGACAUGUAGAAAUGUCUUCACUUUAGUUUCGCACACGCGCAUGACAAAUUUUCUCACUCUGAUUUUGUCUACCGCAUCACAAAUUUUCGUAGGUCACCACAUGGAUCGAGCAGCAAAACGUGGUGUUGAAGCAGUUCGAAUAUGCACAGUGCAAAAGUAUCGUACUAUAGCGGAAAUCGCAUCACACAUUCGCACAGCAUGUUCAGAAAUCGAAUUUGUCAUGCUGAAUCACGGAGACACCAUAGCCUAAAUAAAGACUUGUCAUGCAAAAAUAUUGCGAUUACUACGACAGACUACGUGUACGAUACUUUUGCAGAGGAUAUCGAAGAGCUGUAUGAAACAGGAAGAUUUUUUCCUUGUCUUCAAGAAGGAGAAGGAUGAACUAAUUAAGGUUGUCAUGCGAAUUCGUCAAGAAGAGAAUUUUUUAUUUUUGUCAUGCUAGCUAGGAUCUCGAUCUCCCGUGAAAGAAACGUUGGCGUGCUGCUCGUUGCACUUUGGAGUUUUACUCCUCUAUCUCUUUGGAAAAAGAAAAAUCUACUGCAAGGUCGGCGGGCCAAUGUUGCGCAUCAGCACUUCUUAGAAAAAUAUCGAUCCGUCAUUUGUUUUAUUUCGACAAGGAUCAUCUUCUUUCCUUUCAUACCCUCACCCCGGAGUUGCUGGUGACGGUGUGAUAAUAAGUACCAAGGGGCUCCUGAACACGACGACGACGACGACGAAGUAUAGAGAUGAAAAUCGUGAUCUUCCCGCGUGUUCUUAUCCCUAAGAAAAAUCGCGCCAUACCGUCGCGAUUCGUGGGAUUUUUUUAUUCUAGGCAAGGCCUGGCGUGUCUGAGGCGAACAAAAGCGCCACCGCCCAGGGCUAUCCAAAGCCUUCGCCGCGCAUCAUCCAGAGGGUCGCGCUUUCGUGCUUAGCGCAGCCCCAGCUCAUGCGCCAGGGAACGCUCUGCACACUGACAGAAUAACCGCCGGCCACUGUGUCCAAGUUCGCGCGCCCGGGCGCGAGCUGAUGCCCCACCCAAAGAGCCCCCCCAAGCCGGGGCUACGCCGGCGGUCGCACCGGGCCGCGGCAGUGUGCGCGCCCACUCGUCUCUCUUUGUGUCAGGCAGCAGAUGAUGGCCCCUCCGGUGUUGUCUUUGGUGCCUGCGCCGUGCCGUCGGUCCUAAAUUAGGACCGGUGGGGCGCUGGCUCCAUAAAAUGAUAUGUAUAUGGCUAUGGGACCAUGUCCACGAAGCAAAGAUGGUGCUUCAGCUGCGCACGUUCCCGCUCGUGCAUAGAUAAGAACACUACUGCAGCGACCUGCUGUGGUGUUUUGGGAUGAAGCAGAGUUGUAGCUUCGGCUCCAAAUGUUCCCGUUCUCGUUUUCUGUUGUUCUUAUCCUCCAACUCCGUGCAUAGAUAAAGAAGUUCUCAUCUAUGCACGGAGAUGAUUGGACGAUCAGAAUUGAAGCGUCUCCGCCAGAUGUUCCCGUUCUCUCAAACAUGCUGUUCUUAUCCCUCCUGUUCGUGCAUAGAUAAGAACACCAUUGUUAGGUCGUUACAAACGUGUUCUUAUCUAUGCACCAUUUGGAGGAUAAGAACAGCAUGUUUGCGAGAACGGGAACAUCUGGCGCAGAAGAUGUCAUUCUGCUUCGUGCCAGCACCACCGUCAGGUCGUUACAAACGUGUUCUUAUCUAUGCACGGCGUGGAGGAUAAGAGCAGCAGUGUUCGAGAACGGGAACAUUUGGCGCAGAAGCUCCAACUCUGCUUCAUGCCAAAACAUCAAUGCCAGGGCGUUGCAGUAGGUGGUCUUAUCUAUCUCUCCGAAGCGUUCAAACGAGUACCAGGCGGGAAGCUUUCAAGGUCUUCUGCCAGUGCGUCCACCAUCGCCGCGAAAGCGGCGCCAACGGCGAGUGAGCGGGGCGGUGGGUGGGAGAUUGGGUUGCGCUUGAAGAGUUCCAAGGGGUCACGAGGGGCCUGCGCACCAAGUCCGCACGAGCCGGCUUGCGGCCUUUUUUGGGUUGCGAGUACGUAGGGCCCGGGGCCGCGGAAAAGAUGCUCGCCUGCGCCGGAUGGCUGUGCUGUGCGUGCCCGUUGGGCGCGUCGAUCUGCGCAGUGGGGGGGCGCUCAUUAGUCUAGGUCUAGGUUCGUCGGGGUGCUGAAAUGCCUGCUGGUUCCUCUAGAACGACGCCUGGGCCGCGUGCAAAAACCCACCAGGGGAGGCAACAGCACUUCUACGCAGGCGCGACCAUAAAAACUGCAGCGCCUGCGUUGGCGCAAAAAAAAAGGCAAAUCCCGACGGUAUGCUGCGAAUUUCUUUAGGGAUAAGAACAGUGCUGAAGAUCACCUAUUUCGUCUCUAUACGAAGAUGUUGGUGGAACCACAGUAGAAGCUGUGAGAGUGAGAAACUGGAUGAAACUAGCUUAUUGUUCACGACGACCUUCAUUAUAGCGAAGUUCGUUGGACGAGGAACUCGUUCUGAUUCUCGGCGUUGAACUAAAAAGAACCAGUUCAGAUCUAUGACACCAACGGUGCAGCUAGUCAAAGGAAACUCCUUUAUCGCUGUAUCACGAACAGCCGAUCUAGCAUCAUUGGGUGAGACAACAAGAGAUGAAAUUCGAGAUUUCAACUUUUAUUCGAGCAGAAGGCAAAAGAAACAUUUUCACAUUCUUCUUCAAACGGUUUAUACGAGGAAAGUAUCAACAACAAAACUACACGAUUUUUUCAAGAAGCUGAAUCUCCUGGUCUGACGAAAAAAAAUUAGUCCAAGUGAGGACUUGAUGUUCGCAACAACGACGACGUCAGUCUUCCGGCCAAAGGAACCAAGUGCAAGUCGUAGAGCGAGUUCCACCUACUUUGAUGCCUUUAUGUGUUCUUGCU